This is a messenger RNA of Lolium rigidum, 828 nucleotides long. Its product is annotated as delta(7)-sterol-C5(6)-desaturase-like. The record is from RefSeq and is a predicted model, not a curated record. Gene Ontology annotation, molecular function: oxidoreductase activity; iron ion binding. Gene Ontology annotation, biological process: lipid biosynthetic process. The coding region runs from base 1 to 828 and encodes 275 amino acids. Lineage: Eukaryota; Viridiplantae; Streptophyta; Magnoliopsida; Poales; Poaceae. The transcript is spliced from 3 exons.
AUGGCCGCGGACGACGGCGGCCGGCACGGGUGGAUGUUCCAGGAGGAGGCUGACUGGUACAACGAGGUCGUCCUCGGCGCCGUCGUGCCGGGCGACUGGUGGCGCAGGCUGCCACACCCGCUGCGGUCCUGGCUGCGCAACACCGUUGGCGUCUACCUUAUCUACUUCAUCUCCGGCUUCCUAUGGUGCUUCGUCAUCUACUACUGGAAGCGCACCGCCUACAUCCCCAAAGAUUCUAUUCCUACGAUGGAAGCUAUGAAGAAGCAAAUAGUUGUUGCAUCUAAGGCAAUGCCUUUCUACUCUGUUCUUCCAACAAUAUCAGAGUACAUGACUGAGAGUGGAUGGACACAAUGUUUCUUUCAUAUAAGCGACAUUGGUUGGCCAAUGUAUCUUAUCUAUCUAUUUUUAUAUCUCACAUUUGUGGAGUGUGGAAUUUACUGGAUACACAGAGUAAUGCACGACAUAAAGCCAUUAUACAAGCACCUGCAUGCAACCCACCACAAAUAUAACAAGGAAAAUACGCUAUCACCAUUUGCGGGACUAGCAUUCCAUCCAGUGGAUGGGAUUCUGCAGGCACUCCCACACAUGUUUGCUCCUUUCGUUCUCCCAACACACUUCAGGAGUAACAUUGCUCUCUUGUUCAUGGAGGCUAUCUGGACAGCUAAUAUCCAUGACUGCAUUCAUGGCAAGAUUUGGCCAGUGAUGGGUGCUGGUUAUCACACAAUUCAUCAUACAACUUACAAGCAUAACUAUGGCCACUACACCGUCUGGAUGGAUUGGUUGUUUGGAACCCUUCGUCAGCCGGAGGUUAUUUUCAAGAUGGAUUAA